Molecule: messenger RNA, 662 nt
Organism: Hypanus sabinus (Atlantic stingray)
Lineage: Eukaryota; Metazoa; Chordata; Chondrichthyes; Myliobatiformes; Dasyatidae
Product: dynein light chain Tctex-type 5-like
Exons: 4
Coding region: 39-662 (207 amino acids)
Biological process (GO): microtubule-based movement
Cellular component (GO): cytoplasmic dynein complex; cytoplasm
Molecular function (GO): dynein intermediate chain binding
Source: RefSeq, a predicted model, not a curated record
CUGAACCAAGGUUUUGAGGGCCUUACGUACAUCUCAAUAUGGACAGCAGAGGGCAGAGUCUGGUUGCUGCCAGAGCCACAGAGAAGAAGGUGUUGGUGUCCACUAAAGCAAGAGCCAAUGACAAAACUGCCCCAGAGCCUCGAGCGGUGAAAGGGAAAAGUUCAAUGGGAAACAUUUUAAAUGGGGCACCACCUCCCUCUUUCACUAUCAGUGGACUUCUCAUUGCCUGGAGACUGACAAAGAAUCUGAAGGAAAGAACGGCAUUGAAGAUAGCUGCCAAGAAACCAGUUGUCACCAAGAUUGUAAAUGAAAAGGUACCACCUUUUCCCUCAAACCCCCCUCAGAAAUUCUCCACCUCCCCUGUCCAGAAGUUCCUGGAAGAGUAUCUACCCAGUAAGCUCAACAUCAUCUCCUAUGAUCCUGACAUUGCCAGAAGGCUCACGGUAGAAAUGAGCAACAAAAUCAAGGAGUUUGCCAAGGGGAGACUGCCGCCCAGGUACAAGUUGGUGUGCAUCGUGACGGUGGGCGAGAGGUGCCAGGAGGAUGCCCUUUUGACCAGCCGUGCCCUCUGGGACACCAAUGCUGACACAUUUGUCUCCCACAGUUAUGAGAACAGGACCAUGUUCUGUGUUGCCAGCAUCUUUGCUUUGUACUGUGAGUGA